CUCAGGUGUGAUCGACGUAUAAUCGAGCUUCAGUUCGUCUCAUUCGAUUUUUCCCCUUUCUAUCGUUUCUUUCUUUUUCUGCGACCGCGUAGUUUCGUGGGCUCGUCACGUCGAGCAGGAAAAUUGUAGUCAUUUAAAAAAGAAGAACAGACAGCCGAGCAGGAUGCGCUCCCAGACCAUCGUUCUAAUCGUGUUCGGAAUACUAGCCGUGGCCUUGUCUUCGCCAGUACCAGGCUACCAUGGUUCGCACCAGCACGUCCGUAUCCAUGUGCCUUAUCACGUGCAUACGGUUCAUCAUCAUCACGUGAAGAAGAUACCAGUGCAUCACGUAGAGAAGGUGCCCGUCCCUGUUCCAAUUCCUAUCCAUCACGUGCAAAAGGUGCCCGUUCCAGUGCCAAUCCAUCACGUCGAAAAGGUGCACGUACCUGUUCCAAUCGUCGAAAAGGUACCUGUACCCAUCCCUGUUCACGAAGAAAAGAAGUGGUGGUAAUGGGAGCGCUUCGCUCUUCGGCUUUAAGUAUUUAGAUUCUAAAAUAAGGGCGUUCGAGUUGCUAAUAGAAUUUCACGACACUCCAUUUUUAUUCUUGCGCAACCAAAUCGUUCCCGGAAGUACGCAGAAGCUACGAGAAGGGAAUAGUACAAAAUGUAACUCGAAUUGCC
Bombus pyrosoma is the source of this 660-nucleotide messenger RNA. RefSeq lists its product as uncharacterized. NCBI's taxonomy places the organism in Eukaryota, Metazoa, Arthropoda, Insecta, Hymenoptera, Apidae. The transcript has 4 exons. The record is from RefSeq and is a predicted model, not a curated record. Bases 164 to 490 code for a protein of 108 amino acids.